Molecule: messenger RNA, 4199 nt
Organism: Scatophagus argus
Lineage: Eukaryota; Metazoa; Chordata; Actinopteri; Scatophagidae
Product: R3H domain-containing protein 2
Exons: 27
Coding region: 655-3828 (1057 amino acids)
Molecular function (GO): nucleic acid binding
Source: RefSeq, a predicted model, not a curated record
CGCUGACGUAAAGUGUCGGUGAGGGGGAAAAAAUAGUGACGCUGACACUCACACAACCAAGCCGGAGCUGUGAAGGGGAAUAGCGUUUUGUUUCUUUUUUCUUUAAUUUGUGUCCUUUUAUUCUUUGGCGUUUUGUUGUUAUUUAGCAGUAUUCCUCUAACGGAUUCGACUAGCUUGCUCCUCGGUGCUUGCUAUCUAUCAUUAACGUCCAUGCCGCUGUACCCUCACGCGGCGCUAUUUUGACAGUCGGGGUCGCAGUGAACCAUGUCAAGCUAGCAGCACCAUUAUAUUAGCACUGACACAACUUGAAGGAUUCUCCGAACGGACUCGCGAUUUACGACAAGCAAAACGAGCUCCUGACUGGAGGACAGACCAUGCUGCUGCACUGAGCUGGAGGGAAAGAAAAGAGAGAGGCCCCAGUGACCACUGAGCCCCACCUCAAAGGCUAAAGCUUGCUAUGGAUUGUGCUUCGCCCCCUGCUGCAGCCUAGCCCAGUACACUACCUUAGUGGGUUUCCCUUAUCUGUCUGUGUGUGGUUUCCAUCCAGACUCCCUGUACAGAGUCCAUCACAGAUCUGGUACCACCUACAGCCACUCCUGGGUUCUCCACCCAACCCCCUCCCCAACACCCACCCUCUCCCUCUCCCUUAAGAAGAUGUCAGUGAGCCUGACAACAGACAUCCAGCAGGAGGGAGAGAGUGGGCCACUCAUAGAGCCCUGCAGUCGAGGCAAGGCCUCCCCUCAACCACAGGGCACCAAGGAAGGAACAGGAGAGGGCUUGGAGCCUGAAGAUAACUCCCCACAGGAUGCCCAGAAAAGGGCUCCUAAUCACAGCCAUGGAAGGAAACGGGCCAAGUCUAAUGCCAAACUGAAGCUGGUACGGAGUCUGGCAGUGUGUGAGGAGUCCUCUGGUCCGUUCUCCAAUGAUGGACCUCCAGAAUCGGAUAUCAUCCAGCUUCACAUCAGCUGUCCAUCAGAUAAGGAAGAGGAAAAGUCUUCCAAGGACGAGUAUGAAAAUGAAGAGAAGGAGAAGAAGGACAAGACUCCGCGAAAGAUGUUGUCACGUGACUCCAGUCAGGAAUACACUGACUCCACGGGCAUUGAUGUUCAUGAGUUUUUGGUCAACACACUGAAAAACAAUCCCAGGGAUCGUAUGAUGCUGCUUAAACUAGAACAAGAUAUCCUGGAGUUCAUUAAUGACGACAAUAACCAGUAUAAGAAGUUUCCACAGAUGACUUCUUACCACCGUAUGCUGCUGCACCGUGUGGCUGCCUAUUUUGGGAUGGACCACAAUGUGGAUCAGACAGGCAAGGCGGUGAUCAUCAACAAGACGGGCAACACACGCAUCCCAGAACAACGUUUUUCGGAACACAUCAAGGAUGAACGUAACAUGGACUUUCAAAAAAAAUUCAUCCUAAAGAGAGAUGAUGCCAGCAUGGACAAGGAUGAUAAUCAGAUUCGUGUACCGCUGCAGGAUGGACGACGGAGCAAGUCCAUUGAAGAGCGAGAGGAAGAGUAUCAGCGGGUACGAGACCGGAUCUUUGCCCGAGAAGUGUCCUUUUUUUUACAGUCUUCUCAAAAUGGAUACAUCAACGACAACAGAGGGAACCGCGAGAGCUCCAGCCGGGCUUCAAGCAGUCGUCAAAGCAGCACAGACAGUGACAUGAAGUGCCUGGAGCCACGGCCCUGGAGCAGCACCGACUCAGACAGCUCCAACCGCACCCUCCGGCCGCCCGUCACUAAGGCCAGCAGCUUCUCUGGCAUCUCUAUCCUUACCAGAGGGGAUAGUCUUGGCAGCAACAAAGGCUCACAGGGAAGCUGCAAAGGCUCUCGCUCUGGCCUGCCCCUAGUCAGUCCUGAUGUAUGUCCCCCACCUGCAGCCUCCCAGUCUAGCCGUAGCCUUCUUCCCUGCCCGUCACAGCAACCACAGCCGCAGCCCCAGGCUCCACCUCAGACUGCCCUGCUACCCACCCCACAGCAACACCCCAUGGGCAACCACAUGAUAGCUCAGCCGGUGGCGUCUCUGCAGCCCUCUCAGCCUGUCUCCUACUCCAGCCCUUCCUGCCCCCAGGUUCUCCUGCCAGUUUCUCCUCCCCAGCAGUACACAAUGGGAGAAGAGCUGGCACCCCAGUUCAGCCAGAUGACGCUGAGUCGGCAGGGCUCCAGCGAGAACCCUGAGCCUGCGCCGAUGUAUCAGGCUCCUCCCACAGUGCUGUCCCAGCACCCCCCUCCUCAGACUGGUUACAUCAUGGCUGCCACGGGUCAGCCUAUGCCACCUCCCUCUGGCUACCAGCCUGCCACUGGGCACCCCCAUCCUCCACCUCCACCACCUCCUCCAUCCCAGCCUGUCAUGCAGGCCCCACCCCCCCCACAAGGGUACAUGCAGCCUCCUCCACCUCAACAGAUACAGGUGUCAUACUAUCCUCCUGGUCAGUAUCCCAGCUCAGGCCAGCAGUACCGUGUGCCCCAGCCCAUGUCUCACCAGGUGUCUUAUCCUGCCCAGCGCGCACAACCCAUACCUCAGCCCACACAGCAGUCAGGUCUUCAGACCAUGAUGCCUAGCCAACAGCCGAGCUACCAGAACAUGAUGGGUGUACAGCAGCCCCAAAACCCUGGUCUGCUCAAUUCCCAGAGGGCAGGCAUGGGUGGACAAAUGCAAAGCAUAAUGGUUCAGUACCCACAGUUGCCAUCAUAUCAGGUACCGGUGGGAAAUGAAAAUCAGCAGGUGGUGCAGCAGCAGUACCAGCAGCAGGUGAUGGUGCCAGUCAGCCAGUCUGUCCAGGGACCCAUGCCCGUUUAUUACAGUGUUAUCACACCCACACAACAGAAUAGCACAAGCCCGUCGGUGGGUUACCUGCAGCCUCCCAGCUCUGAGCAGUAUCAAAUCACACAGUCGCCAUCCCCUUGCAACCCUCAACAGUUGCAGCAGCAAUAUUCAGGAGUACCACCUCCUGGGCCUGGGGUAAUGGUCAUGCAGCUCAGUGUCCCCAAUGGACCUCAGCCUUCCCAAAACCCUCCUCUGGUCCAGUGGAACCCAUGCAAGUACUACAGCAUAGAACAGAGGCCCAGCAAGCCAGGAGAACUCUACAAACCCGACAACACUCCACAGGCCAGCACCCAGCUGACAAGUCCCCUGGCCUCCCCCACUCAGUCUCCAACCCCGUCUCCCUCUGGCAGCGUCAGCAGUGUCUGUCCAGGCUUGGGACCACUACCCCUUAUUUCCCAGUUUCCCCGGCCAGGAGGACCAGCUCAAGGUGAUGGGCGCUACUCUCUGUUGGGGCAGCCUCUCCAGUAUAGCCUGUGUCCUCCUCCCCUCAUGCAUGGCCAGUCCUCCUACAGCUCCCACCAGGGCCAGGGAGUAAUGAAACACGGGGCACGAGGGAAAAAACAAGCACUCAAAUCAGCAUCAACAGAUCUCGGCACUACUGAUGUUGUUGUGAGUCGAGUACUAGAGGUGACAGACCUGCCAGAGGGGAUUUCACGUCCGGAAGCUGAAAAGCUCUUCAACCAGCUGUCGAUGUGUGGUGCCAAGAUCCAGUGGCUGAAGGAGCCCCAGGGAGGCCGAGGAGGGCAAGGUGGCUGCGGCCCCUGUUCUGGUGCAGGGCCUUCUGGGCCAGGAGCCACCGCUGGGCCCGGGGCCAUCAUGGGAGCAAAGGGUGAUGGCAGUGACCCUGCUCACCUCUACACAGUAGUGGCAGUGUUCCCCAGCACCAUGGCUGCCCAGAGUGCUUCCUUCAAACUCAACAACAGCGGGGCCAGCCUUUUCAAACUGAGAGCCGCCAAAAAGAACUAUGACUUGCGUGUGCUGGAGAGAGCCAGUUCUCAGUGAAAAGAAAAGAGAGAGGGACGAAAGAAAGUCAAAGAGACAGAAAGAAAGACUCUUGGUGGAGUGGUGGAAAAGGAAGGAGGACUGAGGGGGACUGCUCUUAGUGUACAAUUUAAAAAUAAAACCAACAAAACAAACAAAAAAAAAACUUGAGUUAAAUGAUGUGUCAAAUGUACAAAAGGGAAGAAGGUGUGAAUCAUGAGGUGGCUGGUGUUUGGUUGCAAAUAUAAUUUUGUUGUUUUUAUUAUUCAUUGUUUUUGUUUUGUAUUUAUAUAGCAGAAGAGCACACAAGACACGUGAGCAUGUGUUUCACUGUUGCCGUGGAAUGUGUGCUGCCAUUAUACAAAAACACGUACACACACACACACACAAAC